UCACAUCUGUAGUGGCUUUUUUUCCUCUCAUCUGGGGGUCAAAGGAGAAGGACCGAGAAUGUCGUCCCAGGCUGCGGGGAACCAGAGCUCCUCGGGGAUGGCAGAUGACUACUCCUGGUACAUCGACGAGGCCCCGGGGGCUGAGGAGCUCCAGCCGGAGGGGGCAGUGCCCUCCUGCCACCUCAGUGUGCCACCCGGCCUGCCUCACGCCUGCCUUGCCUCGCUGUCGAUCCUCGUGCUGCUGCUGCUGGCCAUGCUGGGGAGGCACCGCCGGCUCCGGCCUGGCUGUGGACACGGCAGGCUGGGCCUGCCCAGCCCUGUGGAUUUCUUGGCUGGGGACAGGCCCCGGACAGUGCCUGCUGCCGUCUUCGUGGUCCUCUUCAGUUCCCUGUGUUUGCUGCUCCCUGACAAGGACCCGCUGCCCUUCCUGAGCCUCGCCUUGCCACCCAGCCCAGAUGUGGAAACUGAGACUCUAAGAGGGUCCUGGAAGAUGCUGGGCCUGCUCUAUUACGCGGCCCUCUACUACCCGCUGGCCGCCUGUGCCACAGCUGGCCACAGAGCCGCACACCUGCUCGGCAGCGCACUGUCCUGGGCCCACCUUGGGGUCCAGGUCUGGCAGAGGGCAGAGUGUCCCCAGGCACCCCAGAUCUACAAGUACUACUCCCUGCUGGCCUCCCUGCCUCUCCUUCUGGGCCUCGGAUUCCUGAGCCUUUGGUACCCGGCGCAGCUGGUGAGAAGCUUCAGCCGUAGGACAGGCUUUGAGGUCUCACAGGGGCUGCAGAGCGGCGACUCUGAGGAAUACCUGAGGACUCUCCUUCGCCGGAAGACUCUGGAGAGGAGCUCCCACUCCCCCAAGCAUGGCUUCCUGUCCCAGGCCUGGGCCUGCCUCCGACAGUGCAUCUACACCCCACAGAGAGGGUUCCGCCUCCCCCUGAAGCUGGUGCUUUCUGCCACCCUGACAGGGACGGCCAUUUACCAGGUGGCCCUGCUGCUGUUGGUGGGCGUGGUCCCCACCAUCCAGAAGGUGAGGGCGGGGGUCACCACGGACGUCUCCUACCUGCUGGCCGGCUUUGGGAUCGUGCUCUCAGAGGACAGGCAGGAGGUGGUGGAGCUGGUGAAGCACUAUCUGUGGGCUCUGGAAGUUUGCUACGUCUCAGCCUUGGUCUUGUCCUGCUCACUCACCGUCCUGGUCCUGGUCCGCUCGCUGGCAGCACACAGGGCCAACCUUCGAGCUCUGCACCGAGGGGCUGCCCUGGACCUGGGUUCCCCACCCCAGAGCCCCCACCCCUCCCGCCAAGCCAUAUUCUGUUGGAUGAGCUUCAGCGCCUACCAGACUGCCUUCACCUGCCUUGGGCUCCUGGUGCAGCAGAUCAUCUUCUUCCUGGGGACCACAGCCCUCGCCUUCCUGGUGUUUGUGCCUGUGCUCCACGGCAGGAACCUCCUGCUUCUACGAUUUCUGGAGUCCUCAUGGCCCUUCUGGCUGACUUUGGCCCUGGCUGUGACCCUGCAGAAUGUGGCAGCCCACUGGGUCUUCCUGGAGACUCAUCACGGACGCCCAGAGCUGACCCACCGGCACGCACUCUACGCGGCCACCUUUCUUCUCUUCCCGGUCAACGUGCUGGUGGGUGCCGUGGUGGCCGCCUGGCGAGUGUUCCUCUCUGCCCUCUACAACGCUGUCCACCUCGGCCAGGCAGACCUCAGCCUGCUGCCCCCGAGAGCCGCCACUUUUGACCCCGGCUACCACACAUACCGCAACUUCUUGAAGAUCGAAGUCAGCCAGUCGCAUCCAGCCGUGACAGCCUUCUGCACCCUGCUCCUGCGAGCACGGAGCCCCCGGCCCUGGACCCCGCCAGCCCCCCAGGACAGCCUCAGGCCGGGAGAGGAAGAAGGAAUGCAGCUGCUGCAAACAAAGGACCCCAUAGCCAAGGGAGCAGGGCCCAGGGCCAGCUGUGGCAGGGCCCGCUGGGGCCUGGCCUACACGCUGCUGCACAACCCCGCCCUGCAGGCCUUCCGGAAGACAGCCCGGCCAGGUGCCCAGGCCAAUGGCACCCAGGCCUGAGGGCAGGGAGGCCAACCCACCUGCCCUUCUGUGCUGUGGCACAGUCCCGUUCACCACCCUGCACCCUCCCUGGCUCUCCCAGCACCGCCCCAGCCACAGUAGCCCCUCCACUGAGCACAGCUCUGCCACAGGUCCCCUGGGAUCACCACGGUUGGGUGGACGUCUGUCUGCUCUCUGAGCCUCAGGGGCCUCUGCUCUGCCCCUUGGCUGUGGGGGAGCCAGCCGGAGCCCUGGAGAAAGCAAUGGGUGCAUUAGGCCCUUGGGGCAGGAGCCAAUGGAGCUGGGGCCGCCACAUCCAGGCCCCUCCCCACCCUGGCUCUGCCACCAGCCUUGCAGAGCCUCUCUGAAGCCUUCUCUGGAUUGGACGGGGUUGGUGAUUCAAGGCAGGGCUGCCUUGCAUUCCGGCUCAGCCUCAGCUCAGCCUUGCCCUUCAUGCCGGGGAGCCAGCCGUGCCUCUUCCUCUCUCUCUGAGCUUCCCGUCUUCUCCGGGAUGGGGCUGGGAGGCUCCUGGAACUCUGGCCCGCAAGGCAGCCCAAGCCAUGACUCAAGCCAGGCCCCACACCGAGCUGCCCACACUUGAGAGCCAGAUAUUUUUGUAGUUUUUGUGCCUGUAGCUAUUAUGAAAGAGGUUAGUGUGUUCCCUGUAAUAAACUUGUUCCUGACA
Molecule: messenger RNA, 2723 nt
Organism: Lemur catta (Ring-tailed lemur)
Lineage: Eukaryota; Metazoa; Chordata; Mammalia; Primates; Lemuridae
Gene: STRA6
Product: signaling receptor and transporter of retinol STRA6
Exons: 18
Coding region: 59-2059 (666 amino acids)
Biological process (GO): vitamin A import into cell
Cellular component (GO): plasma membrane
Molecular function (GO): retinol transmembrane transporter activity; signaling receptor activity
Source: RefSeq, a predicted model, not a curated record